UAACAAAGGAUUUUCCCGCGGAUACAAAUGGCGUCUUUUUAGCGCAACGUGAUUUUUGUUUGUUGUCUAUUUAUUGUUUUAUACAUAAAGUUGGCAAAAAUAAUUUUCGAGAAUGACCAAUACGAAUGGAUUUUCAGAUUCGCAAGAAUCUGCGUUAUUAGGAGAAGAAGAAUAUAAAGAACUGGAAAAAGAACUCGAGUUCAUCCCCUCAUUCUGGACAGUAAUUGAGACCAAAGUAGAAGAAGAAAAGCAAAUGGGGGAUGAUGAACAAUAUUUUCAACCUGAAACAUCUAUUCCAGUAAAAGAAGAAUUUCCGGGUCGUCAUAACUUUCAAGUUUCUCUGGCUAAUCAAGAUUCAAGUAAACAUUGGGUUUACUCUCAGACAUUAAAAAAAGUGUUCAUUAACAUGGAAGAAACAUUACCCUUGCGAUUUAAAUGGGAGCCACCAAUAGAUGGUUUUCUUUUGCGUACUGCCAUGGUUUUUAGUUUAGAUCAAUAUGCUAGCGAUCCAGUUAGAAGGUGUCAUAAUCACAUGGCACCAAACAAUUCAAGUAAUAGAGAUAUAGAUCCUAGAGUAAUUAAACAUGUUAUUCGUUGCACAGAUCAUAUGAGCAUGUAUGAGGAAAGGAAUGAACAUUUGUCUAUAAUAACACCCCUUCAUACUCCACAACCUGGUUCACAGUAUGUGCCAGUGGGUUUUAAGUUUUUAUGUAAAAAUAGUUGCCCGUCUGGUAUGAAUCGUAGACCUACAGAAUUGAUUUUCACUUUAGAAGAUCGUAAGAGAAAAGUAUUAGGUAGAAGAAGACUUCCUGUUAGAGUUUGUAGUUGUCCAAAAAGAGAUAAGAAAAAGGAAGAAGCAGAGAUAGUUGAUGCACAACCUGAUUUAAAGAAAAGAAAACUUUGUAUGUCAGUUGGAAAAAAAAUGAUGCCUUCGUGUGAUACUCAUGUAUUCAGUGUUCAGUUAAAUAUAGUUGGCAAAGAAAAUUAUUUGGCAGUAUUAAAGUAUGCAUAUGAUAUUAUGGCAGGUCAAGCUUCCCGAACUGGACAAUUUGAAUUUUUUAAACCAUACAUGGACGAUAUAUUACGUAAAACUCCGUGAUGCAUAUUUGUAUGAAUUUUGUCUUUCAUAUGAUCUUAUGUGCCUUAAAAAAGGAAAAUAUUUUAUAUGUUUUAAUGUUAUCUAUUUGUAUACCUUACGAAUUUAACAUGCAUGCCUUAAUUAAUAAUGCAUUUUAUUCCAUGUUGAUUUAACAUGGGAUUAUACUUUUCUAUAUUACAUGCAAUUUAUAAUGCAUGCUAAUAUUUACUUAAGUAUUCUUUUAUUAACAUUGUGAUACUUCGACAUUUUUAUAUUAAAAUAUAAAUUUGUUAAUAAUAAUAAAUAAAUAAUUUUAUUAUUUUCUCAGA
Messenger RNA from Osmia bicornis bicornis, 1407 nucleotides. RefSeq names its product cellular tumor antigen p53 (gene p53). Gene Ontology annotation, biological process: regulation of transcription by RNA polymerase II; apoptotic process. Gene Ontology annotation, cellular component: nucleus. The transcript is spliced from 3 exons. The coding region runs from base 113 to 1099 and encodes 328 amino acids. Gene Ontology annotation, molecular function: RNA polymerase II cis-regulatory region sequence-specific DNA binding; DNA-binding transcription factor activity, RNA polymerase II-specific. The record is from RefSeq and is a predicted model, not a curated record. Lineage: Eukaryota; Metazoa; Arthropoda; Insecta; Hymenoptera; Megachilidae.